Oncorhynchus tshawytscha (Chinook salmon) is the source of this 1452-nucleotide messenger RNA. Its product is annotated as leucine-rich repeat-containing protein 57-like. Bases 291 to 1007 code for a protein of 238 amino acids. The record is from RefSeq and is a predicted model, not a curated record. The transcript has 7 exons. NCBI's taxonomy places the organism in Eukaryota, Metazoa, Chordata, Actinopteri, Salmoniformes, Salmonidae. Gene Ontology annotation, molecular function: protein binding.
GCUGCCGAAUAGGCAUAAAGUCGCCACGUAGUUUCUUCUUCAUGUUUGCCCAUUGGCUACCAGAGUGAGGACAGACAUUUUUCGGAAUAAACGUGAUACGUAAUUUACUGCACGAGAAGGACUUCAAAUCAGCCCGCAAGGGGCCACACUGAAAACCAAGUAGCAGGCAGACCCACAUUAUCUGGCACCACCAUCAUAAUAAUAGGUUAGAUAAUUACAAGUGUGUGACUUACUGUCGAGUUGAAGACCAUCACUUAGGAGGACCGCAUCACCAGGUAACUACAACAAAGAUGGGGAACAAUGCAAUCAAAGCCCAUCUGGAGAACUCACAGAAGACUGGGAUCUUUCAGCUGACAGGGAAAGGUCUUCCCGAGUUCCCAGAGGAGCUCCAGAGGUUGACUGGAAACCUGCGGACUGUAGAUCUGUCCUCCAACAAGAUCGAAGUGCUACCUGCUGCCAUAGGAAACUUCCUUCAGAUGAAGAGUCUGACUUUAAACUGUAAUAAACUCACAAGUCUCCCAGAUGAAAUUGGAAAGCUGAAGAAACUAGAGACUCUUUUGCUGAACGGGAACCACCUGACGCAGCUCCCUAUCACUGUAGGACAGCUGAAAGCGUUGCGCACCCUCAGCCUGUCAGGGAACAAAUUCCGGGAGUUUCCUGCUGGCCUUGGCUCCCUACGACACCUGGACGUUCUGGACCUGUCCAAGAACCACAUCCAGGCGGUGCCUGCUGAGGUGGCGGCCCUGCAGGCCAUUGAGAUCAAUCUCAACCAGAACCAGAUUUCAGUGGUGUCUGCAGAGGUGUCCACCUGCCAGAGGCUGAAGGUGCUGAGACUGGAGGAGAACUGUCUGGAGCUCACCUCCAUCCCUGUGUCCAUCCUCACCACCUCCCAGGUGUCCCUGCUCUCCGUGGAGGGCAACCUGUUCGAGGUGAAGAAUAUGCGUGACCUGGAAGGGUAUGAGAAGUACAUGGAGCGCUUCACUGCAACCAAAAAGAAAUUUGCCUGAACAAUAGAAAGAGAGCAUCCCCCUGAGUCCAGCUUGUGAUCUACCCUCAAGCACCCUCUCUAAGUGGUUGUGGUGUACUACAGUAAAUAUGGCUUCUGCACUGCUGCGGCAACAGGUUACAACGGAGAAGGACCACUGUAGAGAAGAACUGAUCGAGAGCAUGCUACAGGACUGCGUAUGAAAACAACAGGACACCAUUGAUGGUGACAGAGAAAUAUGUGAACGAUGGACAGUGCACUCACUUUAAUGAUAUUCAUAAAUUGCAUAUUGAAUACUUAGCUAUUAAUUUCUGACCGAAAUGUUGUCUUUAGUUAUUUAACCGAAGCAGGUUAUGCUUGUAGUACAUUCGUGGCCAAAAGUUUUGAGAAUGACACAAAUAUUUAUUUUCACAAAGUCUGCUGCCUCAGUGUCUUAAGAUAUUUUUGUCAGAUGUUACUAUGGAAUA